AUGGAUGAUGAAAGUGGAGCAAAUAUUGUAACGACCAGGCCACAUCAUAAAAGAGCACCAAGCAUCAAUUCACAGCUGUUUGUGGUUGGCGGUGGCUCGACAGGAGUGACGUCUGCGCAAGGAUCUGGCGAUGAUGACCUGGAAUCGGCGUCGUCUUAUGGCGCUCUGAGUGAUUUGGGAUCAGAGCUAGGAAGUGAACAAUUGUCAAGCUUCGAUGCCGCAGAAUACUUAUAUCGAUCGUUACGUGAUGCGGUAGGCAAUAAUCAAAGCAUGUUGGACAGGGCGUUAGUGACGCAAGCACAAAACUCUGGUAUUCUUAAAGCAAAAUCGGUAGAGUUGCAGAAUCUUGGGUCUGAGCUCAGCUCUAAGCUUGAGAAACUCCGAAACCACAUUCAUGGCUCAACACAGGGAUCAGUACCUGGGGGAACGGCAGUGUCCUUCCAUGAGUUAUUUGGAAGAUGCCAAAAGAAUCUACUCUGGUGCGAGAAGCAUCUUGCAUCGCUUCAACAACACGUCAAUGAUGAAUAUCCUAUUGAAUAUACCGAGGCACAGGAUCAAGUUAUGUCACGUACAAGGUUCACGGCUACGGACUCUGUUGAUUUGGAAAUAAUGCAAAAAGAUUGA
Molecule: messenger RNA, 624 nt
Organism: Saccharomycopsis crataegensis
Lineage: Eukaryota; Fungi; Ascomycota; Saccharomycetes; Ascoideales; Saccharomycopsidaceae
Gene: KXD1
Product: Kxd1p
Exons: 2
Coding region: 1-624 (207 amino acids)
Biological process (GO): endosome organization; regulation of protein localization
Cellular component (GO): endosome; BLOC-1 complex
Source: RefSeq, a predicted model, not a curated record